Anopheles coustani is the source of this 1653-nucleotide messenger RNA. Its product is annotated as transmembrane protein 26. The transcript is spliced from 6 exons. The record is from RefSeq and is a predicted model, not a curated record. NCBI's taxonomy places the organism in Eukaryota, Metazoa, Arthropoda, Insecta, Diptera, Culicidae. Bases 1 to 1653 code for a protein of 550 amino acids.
AUGGCAAAACUGCUGGCCACAUUUAAAGCCACGGUGACGAGAAUUCUGUUCGCCGCGCACGGGUUUAUUGCGAUCUGGCAGGUGACGCAAAACAAAAAGGAUCCCAUCUACUGGAGCCUGUGUGCGCCCAUCGGGGUGCUGUUCAUUGAAGGCAUCUUUACGCUGGCGAUCAAAAAGAACCAAGAAUGGCGCUGGUUCUGCCCGUCGGUAUUUCUGUACCUGUCCAGCAUCGUGCCGGCCAUAUGGCUGCUGGAGCUGGACAAGCUAGACAAGCGGACGCGCUACCAGGAUCAGAUGCUGAACGAAACGAUCAACCUGGCCGCCACGGUCGGCAAGGACCUGAAGGAUCUGAACAAGAUGCUCGGCGUCAAGAUCCAGUUGCCGGACAUCCAGCUGACGGCCGAGAUGUGGGUCACGCUGAUCGAGCAGUUCCUCAUGCUGGUCCUCAUCAUCGGCCGCUGGAUGCUACCGAAGGGUGACCUAACCCGGGACCAGCUCAGCCAGCUGCUGCUCGUGUAUAUCGGGACGGCCGCCGACAUUAUCGAGUUUUUCGACUCGUUCAAGGACGCGAAGAUAGCGAACGAACCGGUGCUGGUGCUGCUGACGCUGAGCAUUUGGUCCUGGUCGCUGCUGCAGUUCACCAUCGUCCUUUCGGCAACGCGCGCCCGGAAGCCGAGGGGUGGCGGAAGUGGAGCACGUGGGAGCGCUCAGGACGCGGCCGACGAUGCCAACUGCUGCAACGUGGCGUGCUGCAACAUCGACGUUUGGGGCAUAGCGCUCAACAUCCUCCUACAGGACGCGCCAUUUCUCACCUUCCGUCUGCUCAUCAUCGUGCACUACAAAAUCAUCACGUACAUGAACAUCUUCUUCACCUGUAAAAAUACGCUCGUUAUCCUACUUCAGCUUUAUCGGCUGUACGUGGUUAAUUCGGAGAAUCGAAAAGCGGCUGCCACGAAGCAGCGGCUGAAGGCGAGAGGCAAGGUGGAACAACCGACGGUCGGGGCACGUCACCAGAAGCAGCGCAAAAUAAGCAGAAGAAAAGUGGCCGACAUCGUCGACGAUGAUCUGGACGAGGGCAAGAAGUCAAAUUCCAAGCAUUCGAGGAAACACCGGUCGUCCUCGUCCCGCAAGGACACUGGCUACUCGACGGCCAGCAGUCAGACGACGGCCGAGCAGCGGCGUUUGCGGAAGACGCCCAGGUCACGGGCCGGGGCUGAGUCGGAUGGGGGGGACGAUCCCUGCCCGCCAUCACCGCCACCUCCGCCACCGCCGGCCAGUGGUGGCGACACGGACACCGAAAAACCACUCGAGCGCCGGCCGAAGGAGUCGAAGGACAGGAAAUCGGCCCGUCAUCCCGAUGGAAAAUCGGGCGGAAGCGGACGGAAGAAGCAGCCCCCAGCACCACCAAUCGACAGCGAUCGAAGCGACGACGAAAUCGAAGCGAAGGCGCGCCACAAGCAGCGGAAACGGGCGCGAAACGGAACAUCCGAGACGGCCGGGUUUGAGAUAAUCCACGAGAAGAGUGCCACCGGCAGCCGGAAAAAGAAAUCGAAACCACCGACGGCCGAACCGAGCGAAACGGGCAGCUCGUCUUCCGGCAGCUCCACGCAGUCCUCGGCCAGCUCCACGGGUUCGUCAUCCGGCACGGAAUGA